AUGAGCAGCGGCCAAGGGGACAAGGACCUUGGCCAACGUGACAAAGGUGCCGAUGAAACGGCUACUAACCCGGGUAUUAAUUUUGCCGAUUUGCCCUUCGAUGCUACAAUUAAAUACAUGGUCCACAAUGGCAUCGAACCUGAUUAUCCACCCCGGCAUGCAAUCCAAGACCCUGAUGUGGUGCAUACGGCUGAGGAGGAUAUGCAAAAGUAUAUGGACACACACAAAAAUGAGGAGGACGAAGGCGAGCAAGGUGUAUCGUCUCGCACAAGAUCGGCUACGAAUACGGAUCGUCAUCGUGUGAAGGACGACGAUCGGUUUUUCGACCAUGAAGACGAAUUUUCCUACCUUGCCUCUCUUGCAACAGAACAUUACCAGUCUUUACCUCCGCCUAAGGAAACGGAUAUCAUUGUCGGCUUUCUUCAUCGUUGCCGCAGGGCAGAUUCGGUUCUGAAUGUGAUUUAA
Molecule: messenger RNA, 465 nt
Organism: Malassezia pachydermatis
Lineage: Eukaryota; Fungi; Basidiomycota; Malasseziomycetes; Malasseziales; Malasseziaceae
Exons: 3
Coding region: 1-465 (154 amino acids)
Source: RefSeq, a predicted model, not a curated record